GCACAAAGUUUAUCUUUUGAUUUUUAUUGGACCAGAUGUCUCUCUUGAAAUGGCCUUGUUAACCAGCAGUUUCUUCCCUCAAGUAGACUAAGUUUUGUUUUCUUAAUGAAUAUAUACGGCUAAAUGGUUUAAAUUGUCUUUGUUUACAGAUGUUCUCAAACAAUGAUGAAGCUGUGAUCAACAAAAAACUUCCAAAAGAACUGCUGCUUCGAAUUUUCUCUUUCCUGGAUGUGGUCACUCUGUGUCGUUGUGCUCAAGUUUCCAGGGCAUGGAAUGUUCUGGCCCUGGAUGGCAGUAACUGGCAGCGAAUUGACCUGUUUGAUUUCCAGAGGGAUAUUGAGGGCCGAGUAGUUGAGAAUAUUUCUAAAAGAUGCGGGGGUUUCUUGCGGAAGUUAAGCCUGCGUGGCUGUCUAGGAGUGGGAGACAACGCGUUAAGGACAUUUGCACAGAACUGCAGAAAUAUUGAAGUAUUGAACCUAAAUGGCUGCACCAAGAUCACAGAUGCUACGUGUACCAGUCUUAGUAAGUUCUGCUCUAAACUCAGGCACCUUGAUUUGGCUUCCUGCACUUCCAUAACCAACUUGUCUCUGAAAGCACUGAGUGAGGGAUGCCCACUGCUGGAACAGCUGAAUAUCUCCUGGUGCGACCAAGUGACUAAGGAUGGCAUCCAGGCUCUGGUGAGAGGUUGUGGGGGACUCAAAGCCCUGUUUCUGAAAGGCUGCACACAGCUUGAGGAUGAAGCUCUCAAAUACAUUGGUGCACAUUGUCCCGAACUGGUGACUUUAAACCUUCAAACAUGCUUACAAAUAACAGAUGAUGGUCUCAUUACAAUAUGCAGAGGAUGCCACAAGUUACAAUCCUUGUGUGCUUCAGGCUGCUCUAACAUUACAGAUGCCAUCUUGAAUGCCCUGGGACAGAACUGUCCAAGGCUUAGAAUAUUAGAAGUUGCAAGGUGUUCUCAACUAACAGACGUGGGCUUUACUACUCUAGCUAGGAACUGCCAUGAGCUUGAAAAAAUGGACCUGGAAGAGUGCGUCCAGAUAACAGACAGUACGCUAAUCCAGCUUUCCAUACACUGUCCACGGCUUCAGGUUCUGAGCUUAUCCCACUGUGAACUGAUCACGGACGAUGGGAUUCGCCACCUGGGAAACGGUGCCUGCGCACACGACCGCUUGGAGGUGAUCGAGCUGGACAACUGCCCUUUGAUCACAGAUGCCUCCCUGGAGCACCUGAAAAGCUGCCACAGCUUGGAGAGGAUAGAACUGUACGACUGUCAGCAAAUCACACGAGCAGGAAUCAAGAGACUCAGGACCCAUUUACCCAAUAUUAAAGUCCACGCCUACUUCGCUCCUGUGACUCCACCUCCUUCGGUUGGGGGCAGCAGACAACGCUUCUGCAGAUGUUGCAUCAUCCUAUGACACUGGAAGUGGUCAUCUUUGCAAACUGAGUAUUUAAUUACACUUGUAGAAUUACGGUGGACACCAGUAUCUUCAAGGAAAGCGAUACCAGUGUCAUUUGCAAGGGCCAGUGAAAGGGCCUGUGGUGCCAGGCCCUGUAGCCACCCAUACGCAUACAUAUACACACCCUACGUGUUCCAGCAAACUGAUGAACUCUGUGGUAUGGGAGCUGGAGCUGUGUUGGCUUCUUCUGUAGGUGGAGUGGUAUAAUUCUGAACCAUUCCUACUGGGCAUGCUCAGAUGAGAUCAUUGCGGUAAGGAGGGGAGGUUUUUGCAAACCCAAAAUGACUGUUGCUGCUGUUAAAGGAUUUCAGUUGCUGUUCCAACUUUGAAAUGGGUUGAGGGAGAGAAAGGAACCAUGCUUUAACCCCACAUCCACUGUUCAGGAAAAAAAAAGACAUAAAAAACUGAAGAAGUUUUGUGUCCAUUUUCAGUGAGGGAGUAAAACAGCAGCCAUUGUGAGACAUGAUUUACUUGUGCUUCUCUACUUCCCGUUCCCUGCUGACCACCCUGAGCAUGCUCACAUCGAAGGUUCAUCUGUUUCUUCUGUGUUUUGUAGCAUUCAGCUCAGAGGCUUCCUAGGUUGUUGUGAUAUAGCUUGAAAUCUGUAAUAUCAGGCUCAAUUUUUUUUAUCCUCCUCAUAUCGUACUUUUUUUUUACAGAUUUCUAAUUCAGAAAUUUUUUUGGGAUUUACCAAACAAAUUAUGAAUCAAUAAUUAUAUAUAAAAAAAAAAAGGUACUCUUUACCAUUAGAAGCCUGAGCCUGAGAUGACCUUUUAGGAAGAUCUUAAACAGAAAGUGAGCUGAACUACAGGCUAGGCUCUCAUAGGCUGCUUUGCCUGUUUUUUUUUGUUUUUGGGGUUUUUUUUUGUUUUUUAACCAGUAAUUGGGUCUCUGAAUUUGUUUUACAUUUCAGAUUUUACCCCAGUGAUGAGAGUAUAACCCUUGAUAUAAGGGACAAACUAUAGUCUCUAUUCCAGUGACUGCAAGUUCCCUGCUCUUUCUGCCUUUCCCUCCUACCCCCAAAGGAACAACAAAGUAGAAUCAUUUUUGCUUAUUGCCCUGGUCAAGAAAUAAUGACUCACUAAUUGAAGCAGAAGGAACAGCAGGCCUGAAAAUGUCCUCCAUCACUGUCCCAUUGUUACACAGUGAGGUGUGAGCGCUGGGUGAUUUUGCUGACUUUUGCACCUUCCACAGGUAAGUGUCUUGCCAUGGAGAAGGAACCGUCUGAAUGAAAUGGGGGGUUACUGUGUGCCAGUUCCUCCCAGCUGUCAGGGUAUGUGUUUAUAGAAGCUGCUUUUGAGGCAUUUCAGGCAAGAUUAAUCCAGGUGCUUCAAAGGAAUAUAGACAGCUUGAGCCAGCUCUGUGAACGCCCGAUUCCUUGAUGCUAGCAGUUCCAGAUGCCCAAUGUGAAACAUGUGAACAGAUGGGCAGACGCCAAGGGUUUAAUGGGGCAGAACUUGGUCAAACUGUAACAGGUUUGUGGAAGACAAGUUGAUGUGUAAGUAAUGGCACUCUUGCCGCUGUCUGCACCCCGGGAUAGAAGGGGGAGCAUGUGUUUACGAAAGGUUCCCAACUGACGGAGACAGAGGAGCAAGUCUGUUUAAUCAGCUUAGCUGCUAGCAGCCAAGGAAGUGGUACCUCACCUUUAUGCUGGAUAAUCAGAAGAUGGGGAAGAGCUGGCUGAAGCGCUAGGAAGGGCCGUUUCAGAGUUCUGAGGGCUUUUUAUCUACUGUGGGUUUGCUUUGAGAACCGUGUGUUACUACCCACCCUCUUAGCACCAUCUGAGUGAGCUAUUCAGGCAGUCAGAAGGGUUGUUUUGUAUCACAGAAGCUGUAGCCCCUUCACCUACAACUUAAUUUCCCCACCCCACCAAUAUACGCUUAACAAAGUCUUGCAGAUAACGCAGUCAGCUGGGAAGAAAACCAGUAUGCUGUGUUUAAAAGGAUACUGUCAAUUCUUUUCUUAUAGAUUGCUUUUAAUCCGAUAUAUUUAUUCAAAUCCUCUUUAGCACUGUGGUUUCUCUCUCCUCAAUGAGCCUGUUCUUAUACUUCAUUUGCAGAACUCCUUUCUCCGAUUUUCAGGGUGGCAGAAGAUAAUGGAGCUUCCCAUGGUAACAGACUGACUAUCUGAAUGGGCGGGUGCGCCUUGGGCAGAACCCAGCAAUCACAGUAUUUGCACAACUCUGGGAAAAACACUUUGGUUAGUUUAUAUUGUGGCAGGGGAGAGCUGAAAUUGGUUUGUAAGCCAGGGUAUAGCUGGCUGACUGAUGUCUUUGUAACAGAGCAGUUUUCAAGGGAAAACUCAAGAAUGCAGAACCCAAAGCGUUUUUUUCAAACAGGGUUAACAGCUAAGGUAGCUCAAACUACUUGACAGUGUCCUUUUAAGUCAAAGUAUCCGUCUUUAAAUGGACUCUUCCUUAUGUUUGUAUUUAUAAAUACCAAUAAACAACCAUUUUCCAAGCCUUGUCUUACUAGAGGAAUACCUUUGUAGAGCAAAAAAAAAUGCUUCUGCAUGUGGUAGCGUGUUGGACAUGGGCUGUGUUUGGGAGUUCUGUUUUAGCUCCCUGUGCAUUCGUCCUUGUUUCUGCUGGACUGAUGACUAGCUGAGAAGGAGGAUCGCUAGGCACUAGGUCAAGCGCUAGCCCUGUGUUUGAUCUGACGGCUACAGAGGGCAUCAACCCUUGAGAUUCAGGGACCACCUUUUAGAGGAAUGUUUUUGUAGUGUCCUUUUGAAGGAUAAGUGAUGCAAAACCGUGGCUCUCCUGAACAGUUCAGUGAGGAGCAAGCCCUGUCUGAAUAUUGAAUCAAUUUGAAGACUCCCUACUUGUGCCAAAUCCAUCCUUUCCAGCCUCUGGACUGGACUAGUUGGACCCAGUCAGUUCAGGUCCUUGAUUUGAGACCGUGAGCUGUUCUCUAUGUAUUGGCCCUUUCCUUGCCCUCCCUUGAAAACCCAUGCGCGCCCCGGAGUCCCGAGAUGCCUCUGUAGUUGUGUCCCGCAGUCACAGCGUGGAGGUUGGACUGUUUAUCACCACUUUGAAAAGUGUUUUGCUGUGACCUGGAUCUGCCUUUCAACACCUUAUCCCUGGCCACGUAGCGCAAGCACAGUUAGAGCUGAGCGUGGUCUUGAGGUGCUCGUUGGACUUUCUGAGCAGACGGGUGGAGAGAAGAAGGGGCAUCUCUAACAAAGUAGCCUGAGACCUUCUGGACGAGUGCUGUUGAGAUCCUCCAGGGGAGGUGCUGUGAGGUGACCUGAUGCAACCAAAAAUUAGGCUUUUCUUUUUCUUUUUUAUUUUGACACACAGCAGCACUUUUGAUGGUGAUUCUGCCUGCUCCUGAUGAGGAUGUGGCAAGUGUAACAUGCUGUCACAAUGGUUGUUUAAAACAGAAACUUUAACAAAUUCCUAUUUUCUAAACGUCAUUGUAAUUUUCCUUUUUUAUUUUACUCUGAAUGUGUUGUUCAUGGCUGGCCCAUGGUGUCAUGAUUUUGGGGGGGUAUUUUUUUGUUUUGGGUUUUUUUUUUUUUUGGUUUGACGGGGUGGGGGGUGGAUGGGAGAUCAGUAUGACAAGGUUCUUUGCUGCAGUGUCCCAUGGCAAGCGUGCGCCCUGGAAAUGGGGUUUAAAAUGUCUCGUCCCCUUGUGAUGAAGGAUUGCACGCGGUUUCUUUUUUUUGUUUUGUUUGAGGUUUUUGGCAUCCAAAAGAGCUGACCGUGAUUUCUCUUCCAUUCUCUCUCCACGCUUGGCCACUCAGCAGAGGUAGCCGGUGCUGAGGGUCUCUGUGCUGCACCUUGGCCCUGGCUCCAGGGGGCCGUGGGAGGCCACAACAACAAAAUUUAGGGGAAGAAGCGGCUUUGCUCACAGCUUCGGUCCACGCUCCAGAGCCGUGUGCCUUGUCCCCUCGGCUCCGGCUGCCUUCGCACCGCGGCAGGGCACCUUUCCUAGGCAGCCUGCGCGUGCUGGUGGCCGUGCACGGGACCGCUCAGCAGCGACACCCGCUCUGCGCCGCUUGUUGCGCGGGGCCCUUGCUCAGCCGCCGGCACGUGGAGCUGCCGGUGCCAGCAGUUGGCUGGCCUUUAUUUACGUGAAGCUUGGGUGUGUUCGGGUUUUUUCCUUUUUUUUUUUUUUUUUUUUUUUUAUUUUAGCAAGGAAAUGAUGCCCUGCUCUGCCCAGCUGGUGUGACGCUCUCCGUGCUGAGACGACCUCCGUAAGGCGUUUGCCGUGUCGCGGGGCCGGUGCUCUGCCCCGGGCGGCCGCGGGGGCCGCCAGCGCGGCCAGCCCGG
This is a messenger RNA of Struthio camelus australis, 5736 nucleotides long. The record is from RefSeq and is a predicted model, not a curated record. NCBI's taxonomy places the organism in Eukaryota, Metazoa, Chordata, Aves, Struthioniformes, Struthionidae.